CGGGAUUCAAGCCGGUGUUUUCAGAGGGGCAGAGCGAGCGCCGCGGGUCCCAGCUCCGCAGACUACAGCAGUUCAUGUGAGAGCAGCUCGGGCACACCUGGUUGGACCGUGAAGAGCAGUUCAGCGACCGAGACAGCUCCACUCAGAAAAAAGGGAUCAUGGCCACAGGCGGAUUCAAGUCAAGCGCCGCGACGGACUUUUUGGAGGAGUGGAAGGCAAAACGGGAGAAAAUGAGAGCCAAAAUGCUGGGGGACAUUGCCGCAGCCACUGGUACUCCCUUGGGUGCCAGUAAUACAAACAGCAGCCGUAACGCCGUUCCUCCUCCAUCUCCUCCUCCUCUUCCUUCGGCCACCGAGUUCACCAACAACGGCAACCCGGACCGAAGCUCCUCCGCUGGGAACUGCCACCCCUCCUCCUACGCGGUUGCUCGGUCCUCCUCUGGCACUUCUCUAAAGAGGCCCGAGGAGGAAAUGCACCACCCCGUGACACCCUCAGCCACGCCGGGAAGCAACCUGAAGAAGGCCCUGCCUCAGCCGGAGAAGACUCAGGACUCUACUCCCAUGGCUUGCAACGACAGUGACAAGGAAAGCCCGUCACCCAGCAGCAAGGGCAAGGAGAAGAAGAGCACCGGGCCCAGCGCCAGGAAGGGGAAAGGACAGAUCGAGAAGAGGAAGUUAAGGGAAAAGAGGAGAUCCACAGGUGUCGUGAACAUACCAUCCAAUGAGAGCCUGGAUGAGCUGGAUGAUGAUGAUGGCGGAGAGAAGGACAGGAGGGAGGAGGAGGAGCUGGUUCAGGCCAACACGUUUCAGAAUGAGUCGAUGACAGCUGACCCUGACACUGGCUACUUACUGGAGACUCCAAGAUCUGGAAGCGGCCGCUACAAGAGCUUUCCACAAAUGGGGUUGGAGGAGGACACCGGCGGUAACAGCCGACAGCGACACAACCGCCACGGCCGAGAUGGAGGAGCUUCAGCACCUGGAAGUCUGGAGAAAAGGAUAGAAGACCUGGAGAGGGAGCUGGCCAGAGAGCGUCAGGAGAACGCCAGGUUGCUGAAAGCCUACCAGGACAAAGAUGAUCUCAUUGGGAAGCUGAAGGAGGAAAUCGACUUGCUGAACCAAGACCUGGAUGACAUCGAAGAUGAGAACGAGCAACUCAAACAAGAGAACAAGACUCUGCUGAAAGUGGUAGGCCAGCUGACGAGGUAGAACCAGAUCCGGCACAACAGCCCAGCAACUCUGUCGUCUCCCCUCUCCAAACCAGCCUCCUGCUCUGGGUCAAGUCCAGCAGGGUCACCUUUUAUGUGUUUGAAUCUGUGUCUUUUGUCUGUUAGAGUGAGACUGUAAAUCAGCUGUCAUCUGAGGCGCACAGCCUUAAAAUGCAUCCCUCCUAUCUGAGGAGGAUUAUUCCAAUUGUUGUGAAAGCUGAACUGAGUGGUGGGGAUUUUCGGUUAUCCUAUACAUAUUAUAUGUAAAUGUAUUGUAUAUAGGCCAUUUAGAUUGUUAAUUUUUUUUCAUUUCUGAUAAGGACAUUAAAAAAAAAAAAGAUGCUAAAAUACAUUGAAUGUAUGUGCUACAAAAACAAGCGCACACAAAGUAUUUUCAAACAUCUCCACAAACUACACCCAAUACUCACACAGGUAAACUGAAAAAGAUUUCCAUUGUUGCAAUGUUUGAAUUGUGUCUGAAGCCAGUGCAGUGCUGCUGUUUAGGACCAAAUCCAAUAUAAUUAGUGCUACAGUAUCAGCAGCCAAAGUGGGCAUAGUGCCUUGCAAUGCAUGUGAGAUUUUUUUUUUUUUUAAAAUGGUUAAAGCCUGGUGCUUUAUUAAUGGACACUGGUGCCAGAUUUACUUUCUUCCAAUAACUUUUUGGUACAUCUUAAUCCCACAAGUGCUAAUCUGCAAAAAAUUUGCAUUUUGAAUAUAUCCCAUUUAAACAAUCAGUUUAAAAAUAAUAUCAAUAAAAUGCUUUACUCAUUUCAGUGUCGACAUCUUGAGUAUUAUAGCUGACACUUAUGAAACAUCUUUGGGUAAAAUCCUUGUCUAUCAUAUAUGUGGAUUCAUUUUCUUAAAAAAUAUUUUGCUCUUGUUUACAAGUUCAGCCUUUGUGAUAUUUAAUAGAUGUUUAGUACUGAGUGUUCUGGGCCUUUAAUAUGCGGUUUAAACAGAAUUAAUUGGCAGUUUUGAAAAUUGUGAGAGCAAAACUGAAGACACUGUGAUCAAAAUGUUUUCUUGCAAGAAAAACGUCUUUGUAAAUCCAACGUUUUUGGAAAUCUAAAAGUUGUUUAUGAAUUCAAAAGUUUUGCUUAUUCAAAAGUUUCAUAGCAAAGAUGCUACAUCUGACCUGUUCCAUGUAGACUGCGGUUUUAUAAUGAGCUGUAUGAAUUGGCAGCAAUUGAUAUUGAAUGCUAAGAUUGAAGUACUGAAGUUGAGACGAUACAAAUGUUCACUGAUUUUCUAUUUUUUGGAAAACAGAGUAUCAGUGCUCUUUACCAGGGAUGUUCCCGGCAUCUAAUUUUACUCGUCACUUAAAUAUGAGGGGGGAAAAAUCAGAAUAAUAAAGUAUUUGAAGAUGCAUUUGAAAA
Molecule: messenger RNA, 2580 nt
Organism: Maylandia zebra (zebra mbuna)
Lineage: Eukaryota; Metazoa; Chordata; Actinopteri; Cichliformes; Cichlidae
Gene: pawr
Product: PRKC, apoptosis, WT1, regulator
Biological process (GO): apoptotic process; positive regulation of apoptotic process
Cellular component (GO): cytoplasm
Source: RefSeq, a predicted model, not a curated record